This is a messenger RNA of Rhincodon typus (whale shark), 4687 nucleotides long. RefSeq names its product NADP-dependent malic enzyme-like. Bases 279 to 2135 code for a protein of 618 amino acids. NCBI's taxonomy places the organism in Eukaryota, Metazoa, Chordata, Chondrichthyes, Orectolobiformes, Rhincodontidae. Gene Ontology annotation, cellular component: mitochondrion. Gene Ontology annotation, biological process: pyruvate metabolic process; malate metabolic process. The record is from RefSeq and is a predicted model, not a curated record. Gene Ontology annotation, molecular function: malate dehydrogenase (decarboxylating) (NADP+) activity; malate dehydrogenase (decarboxylating) (NAD+) activity; NAD binding. The transcript is spliced from 15 exons.
AGCAGCCAGUUUGUGCGAUGACUACCCUCAGACCGAAGACACUUUAUAGGGUGACUUGAAGCGCGAGGGUGAGCGCGCCACCAGCUGUUAGGGAGGGCGCGUGCGGAGAAAACUACCGCCGGAAUAAGGAGAGCUGAGCCGGGCCACUAACCGAUGUAAUCGUGCAGGCUCAUCACAAGUGAACCUUGGCCCUCCAGCGGGGUACUAACAGCUGGCAGCAGUAGUCAGACAUCCCGGACACUACAUUGAUCGGCUCUGCAUCCUGGAGCAGCCGCUUUAUGAUGAAUGCGACGAGGAACAUGAGCGCUUUGGCGUUUGCUCGGCGUCUCUUCGACAGAGAGACCUUCAGCACUCAGCCGCUCAGCCGGCUGACAGCAGUGGGAAUCCGGAACGAUUUGCGGCGGGAGAGAAGGAGCAGCAGCGGCCCAGGGCCAAGCCCCGACCACCAGCCUCACAUCAAGAAACGGGGCUAUGAGAUCACUCGCAACCCCCACCUCAACAAGGGAAUGGCAUUUACUCUUGAAGAACGACUACAGCUUGGAAUUCAUGGUCUGCUCCCACCAUGUUUUUUAACCCAAGAUGUUCAGGUUCUCCGUGUCCUUAAAAGCUACGAGACCAAAACCAGUGAUCUUGACAAGUAUAUUAUCCUCAUGACUCUGCAGGAUCGAAAUGAAAAACUUUUCUAUAGAGUGCUUACUUCCAACAUUGAAAGAUUUAUGCCCAUCAUUUAUACCCCUACUGUGGGCCUGGCAUGUCAGCAGUAUGGCCUGGCCUUCAGAAGGCCACGAGGAUUGUUCAUUACCAUUCAUGACAAAGGCCACAUUGCUACAAUGUUGAAAUCUUGGCCAGAAGAAGAUAUAAAGGCCAUUGUUGUUACUGAUGGUGAACGUAUCCUUGGACUUGGAGAUCUUGGAAGCUACGGAAUGGGAAUUCCAGUGGGAAAACUAGCUCUCUACACAGCCUGCGGUGGAGUGAAUCCACAGCAUUGCCUCCCUGUGCUUCUCGACGUUGGUACAGACAAUGAGACUCUCCUCAGUGACCCACUUUACAUUGGAUUGAAACAUAAAAGAGUUCGCGGGCAGGCGUAUGAUGAAUUGGUUGAUGAGUUCAUGCAAGCAGUCACAGACAGGUAUGGAAUGAACUGUCUUAUUCAGUUUGAAGAUUUUGCAAACUCCAAUGCUUUUCGCCUUCUUAACAAAUACCGCAACAAGUAUCUCACUUUUAAUGAUGACAUCCAAGGAACAGCAUCUGUGGCUGUAGCUGGUAUACUUGCUGCAUUGCGAAUCACCAAGGACAGACUUCAUGAUCAUAAGUUUGUCUUCCAAGGAGCUGGGGAGGCUGCCAUGGGAAUUGCACAUCUCCUCAUGAUAGCUAUGGAGAAAGCUGGAAUACAGAAAGAAGAAGCUGUAAAAAAGAUUUGGAUGGUGGACUCCAAGGGCCUUAUUACUAAGGGAAGAACCCACUUGACCCACGAAAAGCAGGUGUUUGCUCAGGAUCAUCAGCCAAUAAGUAGCCUGGAAGAAGUUGUUCGCAAAAUUAAACCAACAGCUUUAAUUGGUGUAGCAGCUAUUGGGGGAGCAUUUACAGAGCAAAUAUUAAAGGAAAUGGCUUCAUUUAAUAAACAUCCAAUUAUUUUUGCUUUGAGUAAUCCUACCAGCAAAUCAGAGUGCACAGCAGAGGAGUGUUAUCGUCUGACAGAAGGCCGUGGAAUAUUUGCCAGUGGCAGUCCAUUUGAUCCUGUAACCCUGCCUGAUGGUCGUACCUUUUUCCCAGGUCAGGGUAAUAAUGCCUACAUUUUCCCUGGUGUUGCACUUGGAGUUAUCACAUGUGGAGCGAGGCACAUGGAUGAUGACAUAUUCCUAAUUUCCGCUGAGGUUCUUGCUGAACUAGUAACGGAGAAGGAUCUUGCAGAAGGACGUCUGUACCCACCGCUCAGCACCAUCAGAGAUGUUUCAUUCAAGAUUGCCACAAGGAUCAUGGAUUAUGCGUACAAACAUAAUCUUGCUGCCUGGUACCCUGAACCUGAGGACAAAGAAGCAUUUGUUCGUGCUCAAAUCUACAGCCCUGGUUAUGAUUCCUUUGUAUUAGAUAACUACAAAUGGCCAAAAGACGCCAUGGAAAUCCAGAAAGUUUAGUUUUCUGUGCCACUUAAGUCAUGACCGAGAAUAGGUUAUCAAAGCCAGGUAACCUUAAUUGCAAACAAACCACCAAAAAUAUCUUCACUAAUAAUCUUGUAGAAGUUCAUGGCAGUUUUUGAAUUCUUUUAAAUUUCUUUUUUAUUCAUGCAGGAAUUAUUGAUAUUUCAUGAUUGUAUUGUUAUUUCCUCCUUUUACAUGCCAUUUGAACAAUUUAGAUGUAUAUACUAAUUCUGCACUUCAUUAUCACUAUGACACCAAAAGACAGGCUCUCGGCUGAUAUUCACUGAACUGUCUGAUCUUAUAUGAGACUUAUAGGUAUGGUGUCAUCAGCAUUUUUCACAAUAGUUAAGUUGCUUUUCUGAACAUGGCCACCAUUUUGAUUCUAGAUUCAUAUGUAUGAUGCCACUGUUUUAGCCUGAAUUCUUACUCUUCUCACAUACUGUUCUGACUAUGGAAUAAAGGAGCCUAAUUUAGCAAUGCAAAGAGUGCAUGGGAUGACAUUCCCUAGGAAUUUAAGCUAAAACUGUGUCCAUAUUUAAACAACUUUGAAGAUGCCCAGAAAAAAAAACUGGAGAAUGAAUAACAAAGUACAUUAUCCACUAAAGCAUUAUCUUUUCAUCUGUAGAAGUUGCGUUGAAUCUAGUCCAGACUGAUUGACCAAAAGCCAUCUAUUUGAGAUACACUAAACUUUUCCAAAUUAAACAAGUUGGUGGUGGCAUUUGAAUUAAUAAUAUGCCAUAUCCCAUAAGAAUGCCUUCAGUGUAAAUUAUGAAUUGCUAGGGUGCAGCAGGAAACAUUUUCUGAAAUUGGACCCAAGACAUGAUGACUUGUUCAGCAUUCAAUUGAAUGCUGUUUCAAUACCUAAAAUUAGAUAGUAUACAUAUAUAUACACUGUUUCCAAGCACAGAGAUUCUGCGUCAAAGAUUUAUAAAAUAAACAAUCCAAUGUUGCUUUUAGCCACUUAACAUAUACAAAAGCUACUUCUCGUAUUAUUGUUUGGAUAUCCUGGAGUCAUCUGAUCUGUUACUUGUGAAUAUCUGCUGAAAACAUCAGGAAGCUGAGAUUUUUUUUUAUUUUGAAUAUUUGUUGCUGAAAUAUUUGAUAUGUUCCCCUGCAUGAUGAAUUUAUUUCCUUUGUUUUUCUAAAGCUUAAGAUAGCAGGUAUUUCAAGCAUUCCUGUUGUGCUUCAAUGUCAUUGUACUAAUUGUACAAAGAACAUAAACCAAGAAUCCUGUAAAGGUGAAUGUUGUAGGAGAACAAAAUGUUGAAUAAAUCAUGGUCUGUAAAUCAUUUGCCAUUCUUCAUGAUUGCUAGCUGUGAAAAAGAGCUACCAGAGCUAUUGUGGAGCAAAAUAUCUGAAAACCAUCAACUAUCUAUAGUUAUUUUCCCUAAAAAGGCUUCAGAAUAAACUACAAUAUAUGAAUGUUUCUCUGUCCUGGAACACAGCUUGUUUUGACAAUGGAAUUUAUUUGGAAGAUCUUACAUUGUAUUAAUGAAACUCCACAUAUUUUAGAUCUAGUCAUCUUGUUAACCUGUGCUACCAGCUUUAUGUAUGUUAAAACUCGGGUCAGUUACUUCCGUCUGCUGUGACCUUUGGCAUUACCAGAGAGUAAGUGACACUGUUAACUUGCAUUUGCUUGGUCUCUUAAAGUUGAAAGUGCUCUAACAUUUGAAAGAUGAUUUUGAAGAGUAGUAAUGCUAAGUUUACAGAAAAUAGUUUUGUUUCAGGAGGGCCAACAUUAAAUGAUUCUUGGUUAUAUAUUGUUGUCCUAUUUUAUGAUCUUCUUCCUCUUGCAGCACUGGAGCCAUCCAUGGACACUGACUUCCUCAUUCACCUCUGCCCAAGCUGCAUUUGUUAGUCAGGUUAGUCUCCUGUUACCAUUCCUAGGGGAAAAAAAAGCUUCUCUCCUGGACAGCCUUCAGGAGAAUUUUAGGAACGUGAUGCUAAAGGUGGCACCAGUUUUUAACUGCUCUGUAACAUCUCCAGGGAUGGAGGUGAUGAACAGAGGUUGAGUUAUGCUCCUGGGUUGCAGAGAGUGAAGUGCUGUCAAGGUCCUUUUCAAUAUGGCAAAUAGAAGGUCCUGGUGAGGGACAGAACCGUAGAAUUUGGUGUUUUACCCGUACAUGUUUAUUUGUAAUGAGCUGAGAAUAAACUGAUCAUUUGAAAAAACUUAAUCUGCCCCUGAGCAGAAGUACUUCCUGCUUUAACGCCUGCAUCUGCUCUUUGUCUCAAAACCACAAGAUUCUGUCCUAUCUAAAGCCACAAGCUAUAUAAAAUGAUCAAAUGGAACUUUUAGAGCUGACUGUACAAUGGUGAGCAAGGCCAUUUUUUAAAAUUUUAGCUAUGAUAAACACUAUAGAUGUUUACAGAUUGUCUCAAUCCCUGAAAGUUACCAAAAUUUGGAGCAAGAUAUGAUUAACAUGUCUUACAUUUCAUAAUACGUGAAUCCUGAUCCACAUUUCCAGAUGUGUUCUAAAGUGCAACUUAAAAUCUGAACAUUAAUUCCUGUGUUCUGUAUUGGUAACCUUAUAAAUAAAUUGCAAAAGCAA